Molecule: messenger RNA, 840 nt
Organism: Colletotrichum higginsianum IMI 349063
Lineage: Eukaryota; Fungi; Ascomycota; Sordariomycetes; Glomerellales; Glomerellaceae
Product: Short chain dehydrogenase
Exons: 7
Coding region: 1-840 (279 amino acids)
Molecular function (GO): oxidoreductase activity, acting on the CH-OH group of donors, NAD or NADP as acceptor
Source: RefSeq, a predicted model, not a curated record
AUGGUUCAGUAUAGCAUUCGGAGCACAGACAACACCACCCAGGGCCGCCUGGCUCUGGUGACGGGAGCAAGCGGUGGCAUCGGCUCGUCCGUUGCACACGCUCUCGCUUCCGAGGGAUGCGACGUCGCGUUGCACUAUUCUUCCAGCCAGAGUAAAGCCGAGGCUCUAGCUCAGGAGCUGCGGUCCAAGUACCCCUCGCAGCUCUUCCUCCCCUUCCAGGCCGACCUCUCGUCCAGGGAGUCGACGCGCAACUUGGUCCCGGGCAUCCUCGCGCACGACGACAUCUCGCGCAGGCACGCGGCCGUCUCGGUCCUCGUCGCCAACGCCGGGCUCGGGCGCCGCAUCCGCGACCCGGCCGACAUUGGCGAGGACGACUGGGACGAGAUGAUGGAGGUCAACGCGCGCAGCCAGUUCGUCGUCACCAAGGCCUGCCUCCCCGGCAUGCGGGCUCAGCAGUGGGGGAGGGUCGUCCUCAUCGGGAGCAUCGCGAGCCGCGGCGGCGGCAUCAACGGCUGCCACUACGCCGCCACCAAGGGCGCGCUCUGCUCAAUGGGCCUCAACCUGGCCACCUUUUUGGCGCCCGAGGGCGUCACUGUCAACAUUGUUCUACCUGCGAUGAUCGGUGCAACUGGCAUGAUUGCAACGCCAAAGUCAACUACGUGGGAUAGCAAAGACGACCUCGAGGCUCUUCGGGCCACGGACCCCGGGCUGGCCAUCGCCGCCAGCGUCCCCGUCCACCGACUCGGGGCCCCCCAGGAAGUGGCCAACGUCGUGACCAUGUUCGUCAAGACGGGAUACCUCACCGGCCAGGAGCUUGUUCUCGCCGGCGGCUUGAAAUGA